AUGGAGCUAACCGUGAAACUAGCCCCGCCUCGGAUAACCGUGGCGAAACGAUUACGGGUCUUGGGAAAAUUCGCCUCAGUCCGCAAGAUCCGGCACCUGGUGUCCGGGGUGGAAUACGCCGCGAAGUUCAUCCGCAAACGGCGUCGCGCCGCGGACACCACGAGGGAGAUUCAGCACGAGGUCGCCGUGCUGGCGCUCUGCGCUGACUGCACGCGCGUUGUACGCUUACACGAGGUAUACGAGACUCGUUCAGAAGUUGCCAUAGUGCUGGAGCUGUGCGCUGGUGGGGAGCUCCAGCGCCUGCUGGACGAGGAGGAACGGCUGUCCGAAGGCGCCGCGAGGAGAGCGCUGAGGCACGUCCUAGAAGGGCUGGCGCACUUGCACGCCAGAAGGGUCGCCCACUUAGACUUGAAGCCACAGAACCUGCUGCUCACCGCCGGCGGUGAAGAGCUUGUCAUCUGCGACUUCGGCAUCAGCCGCGCCAUACAGCCCGGCGCGCACGUCAGGGAGAUUCUUGGCACGAGGGAUUAUGUUGCGCCAGAAAUCCUGUCAUACGAGCCACUGUCGCUCGCGGCUGACAUAUGGUCAGUGGGCGUGCUGGCCUACGUGCUGCUCAGCGGCUACUCGCCAUUCGCCGGAGACACGAAGCAAGAGACCUACCUGAACAUAGCUCAGUGCCAGCUCUCCUUCCCCAAGGACCUCUUCUGGGGGGUCUCGCAGCGCGCGAUGCAAUUCAUCAAGGAGACACUCGUCGUUGAUCCAAAUGGUCGUCUCACAGUGGAAGAGUGCCUGGAGCACCCCUGGUUGAAGGACGAAUCGGACAUCCCACGGGCCAUAGUCGGAGUCGGCUUCGACGCGGACUCGGAAGUGGGCUCGGACGAUGACGACACGGACAACGGAGAAGACGCCGCGGAGAACGGAAAUGACGUCACAAACGGGGACGGCGUCAUAGUGAAGAACGGCUCCGCUAGAGCAAACGGAGUCAACGGAGUGAACGGCCACAACGGAACUAAGUACAAUGGGAUGGCGAACGGCACACAUGAAGUAAAAGAAUCAGAUUCCCGGCCGUCCUCACCAACACAUCCGCAGCCCGAGAUCAGAGAGGACGACGAACGCGAUAAGCCCCUAAAGCAUGCGAGGGACGCGUCGCCACCCUUCCCCGAUGCACCAUCCACACCCAAGAUCUUUGUGCAGGUGUCGCGCAAGUCUCACCCGCAGCCGCCCUCCGUGCUAGCCCUGUGCAAGAAGUUCCAGCCGGACUACGAGAAGCCGGCGAAGCUUUCCCACGCCCACGCAUCCCACGGCGAGUUGUGCGCAUGUCCCGCGCCGUGCCUGCGCCUGCGCGCCACGCAGGAUCGUGCCGUGCUCUGCUAG
Messenger RNA from Leptosia nina, 1374 nucleotides. The record is from the annotation of a GenBank genome assembly. Lineage: Eukaryota; Metazoa; Arthropoda; Insecta; Lepidoptera; Pieridae.